AGCCGGCCGUAGCCUCGUUUGCGGGCGCACCGGACCGGGUUCAACCAGGGCUCAUGGCGAAGCCCCAGUGGCUGGUUGCCCUUGUUGGGGUGGCGGCACUUUUCGCAGCUUCAAGGCCCUUGCAGUUUGUAGCCCCGUCUUCGUCUCUGGGCUCUCUGCGCGGCGCAAGCAUCCACUCGCGGCCGAGCCAGAGGCCCGAGGCUCCCCAAACCUGCGCCAGCGCCAGCGUGCUUUGCACCGCCGCGUUGUUGCUGGUGGCUGGCAAGGCGCAGAGGUCGGCGCGGAACGCCAUUCCGAAACCGCACACCGUCCCCGUUGUCAACCUGGAGGGAAAGAAGAUAGGUGAGGAGGAGCUGCAAUUCCAGGUCUACAAUCCAUUCACUGCCAAUUAUGUGGUGCACCAGGCCAUCACCAUUUGGAAGUACCAGCAGCUUCCCUUCACCGAGUUCCACAAACGCCGAAGCGACAUGAAGAAAGGUAAGAAGCUUUGGAAGAACAAGGGCGUCGGAAAAGCCCGAAUGGGCUCCAUUUACAGCCCGCUCUUCGGCAAGUCGUCCACGAACAAGAACCCGCACGGCCUCGACAACAAGAGGAAGAAGAAGCUUGGGAGGCACCACCACAUGAAGUCCAUCUCCACGGUGUUGCAGAGCAAGUGGCGCUGCAUGAAGAUCGUGGAUGGCCUGGAGGACAUCAAAGAGUCGCGGUACUACGAGCUGUGCAACAUGCUGCGGGGUUGGUGCGGUAUAGAAUCGGGCAUCAGGCAGACAUUGAUGAUCUCUCGCAAUGGCUACGGGGAGGAGCACAGCCACCGCUGCGUGCCCAUGCGCUUCAGCUACAGGAGCCCUCUUUACAUGGCUGGGCGCUUGAUCGACAACUUCUCCAUGCGCCGACCCCGCGAUAUGGACCCGGACUCCGAUGGCCUGUACCAGGCCCUGCUGGGCAGGAAGAUCAUCGUGUCUCGGGAAGCCUUCUUUGACCUCAAGGCGAAGUUCGAUGCAUUUGAUGGCUGGGCCUUCAAGACGCCCAACGACAUUUUGGUGGAGCAAAUGCAGAAGUUGAUGAAGGAGUACCCCUAUGACCGCACGGCCGAGUUCGAGGCAGCCCGGGAGGUGCCCCGGAAGCUGGCGGAGCGCGAGUUCUGGGCCAAGGAGAUUCGCGAGAAAGACGCAGAGGCGGCCCUCAGCUGAGGACUGCAGAUUGAAGCGGUGAAAAAGGAAAGGUGCUAAGGCAGAGUUGCAUUUGACUACCCCAAGG
Effrenium voratum is the source of this 1254-nucleotide messenger RNA. The record is from the annotation of a GenBank genome assembly. NCBI's taxonomy places the organism in Eukaryota, Dinophyceae, Suessiales, Symbiodiniaceae.